AUGCCUCUUAACAUCAUCGUCGUCGGUGCUGGAAUUGGGGGUCUUGCAUGCGCCAUCUCUUUGACGCGUCAAGGGCAUCAUGUUGAGCUCUUCGAGCAAUCCACUUUUCUUAACGAGAUAGGUGCUGCGAUCCACCUUCCGCCCAACGGCUCUCGAGUAUUGAAAGGAUGGGGAUGCGAUUUUAACGACCUGAACUACGUUUACUGCAACAGCAUCACGGCUUACGAUAAGUCGGGCAACUCCAGAUUCGUCGCCAUUGCCACUAAGGAUAUGCAUCAAAAGCUCAAUAUUCGUGACGAGUGGCUUUUGACUCACCGAGUCGAUUUGCACAAUACCCUUCGGAAGCUAGCUGAUACUGAGCCCUACGGGCAAAACCUCAAUAUCAAUCUUCAUAGCCGUGUUGUAUGGGCUGAUUUCGAAAACGCCGAAAUUCUUUUGGAAGAUGGCACUAGGUACAGGGCCGAUCUACUUAUCGGUGCUGAUGGGGUACAUUCGAAAGUCGUUUCUGCGGUGACGCUAGAGCAGCCGAAGCGCAAGUCUACAGGACAGAAUAACUUCCGAUUCUUAGUCUCAAUGGACAAGAUCAACGCUAGCCCUCUAGCGAGGCCUUUCUUCGAGGAUUUGGGUCUGGAUGAUCAACAUGUCUUUCUGGGAGCCGAUCGGCGCUUGGUUGUCUAUCCCUGCCGAUCCAAAACUCUCCUCAAUGUUGUCGCCAUCCAUCCUGCUGAGAACGAUAGCCUAGAGACCGAAUCUUCCUGGCUCUCGGGAGGCAAUAUGGAAGAUUUGCUGCACACAUACCGAGACUUUGGACCGGAGCUGAUUGAGAUGUGUCGCCUGGGAGAAGAUUUGAAACUUUGGAGCCUGGCAACGCGUGAGCCCCCAAAAACAUUCUACCGAGGCAAGACAGUCUUGGUUGGUGAUGCAGCCCAUCCAAUGCUCCCCCGCCAGGGUGGCGCACAAGCGCUUGAAGACGGCGCGGCUUUGGGUGCCCUAUUGCCAUACGACACCUUGCCCAGUCAGGUCAACCGAAGACUACAGCUGUUCAACAAGGUCAGAUAUGCGCGCACAAUCACUGUCAUGGUCAUGUCAAGCACCAGUGACGAUAGGCGUGCCGAGAAGAUGCCAGAGCUCCAACGAUACGUCCCCGAUGCUCGCCUUCCGAAGAACAUGUUUGAGUAUACGUGGAGUUCGUACGCCACGCUCGAGGCUCGGAGGGCUUUGGAAGAAGAUUUGGGAGCGAGCUUUGGACCUUCUGCUAGGCUUUGA
Molecule: messenger RNA, 1266 nt
Organism: Colletotrichum aenigma
Lineage: Eukaryota; Fungi; Ascomycota; Sordariomycetes; Glomerellales; Glomerellaceae
Gene: xlnD-0
Product: 3-hydroxybenzoate 6-hydroxylase 1
Exons: 6
Coding region: 1-1266 (421 amino acids)
Molecular function (GO): monooxygenase activity; FAD binding
Source: RefSeq, a predicted model, not a curated record